AUGGCAACAGGCACUCAUCAAAAAACAACAAAUAUAAGAUAUGGUUCAUUUCCAUUUACAACACGUCGAAAUCCUAUUAUAGACGAUUAUGAUAUAUCAUCAGAAGCAUUAGGUUGUGGUAUAAAUGGUAAAGUAUUAAAAUGUCAACAUCGUCGAACAGGACAAAAAUGUGCACUCAAAAUUUUGAAAGAUUCAGUCAGAGCUCGACAAGAAAUUAUCAUGCAUAAAAGAGCAUGUGAAAAUUGUCAAUACAUUGUACAAGUAGUGGAUGUCUAUGAAAAUACGUAUGAUUUCAAUCAAUGUUUAUUACUUGUCAUGGAACGUAUGGGAGGUGGUGAAUUAUUCAAUCGUAUUCGCGAACGAACAAACGGUCUAUAUACUGAACGUGAUGCUGCAAGAUACAUUUGGAUGAUUGUUCAAGCUGUUAAACAUUUACAUCAAAUGGAUAUUGCUCAUCGUGAUUUAAAACCAGAAAAUUUACUUUUAACAAAUGAAAAAAAUGAUGCUAUUCUCAAACUUAGUGAUUUUGGAUUUGCUAAACACGGAAAUGAUCAACUACUACCAUUGUGUACUCCAUUAUUCACACCAUUUUAUGUUGCACCAGAGAUUCUAUCUCGCGGAAGAUAUGAUAAAGCUUGUGAUAUUUGGUCGAUGGGUAUAAUUAUGUACGUUCUUCUAUGUGGUUAUCCACCUUUCUUUCCGGAAAGUGAAGAACAGCUUAGUACUGGUUUGAGGAGUAGAAUUCGAACUGGUAAUUAUCAAUUUCCGAAUGAAGAAUGGGAACAUAUCUCAGAAGAAGCUAAAUCGACUAUUCGACGAAUGCUUACAGUUGAGCCAGCACAACGUAUUACAAUCGGUGAAAUUCUCACAUCUACAUGGCUUACUGAAUUGACAUCUGAAAGACCAAUCGAUAUGAUUGCACUUCAAGAUGUUGAAACUCAAACACAACUAGAAGUCGCAGUUGCAUCUGCUACUGAUAUCCAACGUCGAACCGAUGAUGAUGAUAUAGAGAUUAAAAUAUCUGGACCAGCAGCAUCACGUAUUGCUAAACGAGCAGCCAAACGAAAACAAUAA
Rotaria sordida is the source of this 1074-nucleotide messenger RNA. The record is from the annotation of a GenBank genome assembly. Lineage: Eukaryota; Metazoa; Rotifera; Eurotatoria; Philodinida; Philodinidae.